UUAAUUAUCGAUAUUUUAUACGGUUCGUUUUUAUUGAUGUUCCGGACAGCUUGUUUUUAAGUCGCAUUUUUUGACUGCUGAUUUAAUAUCAAGGAAGUAAUGACGCUGUAAAUAAUAAUACUGUAAAAGCAGUUUUUAUACAAUAUACAUUAAAAUUCGACUUUAGAAUCAAAAAUCAUAAUUCACGUUAACAUAAAGAAGAUAGUUUUCCAACUCGUGAGCACGCCAUGUAUUUUUGGCUGUGUAAAAAACAUAGCAGUUCCAAUUUUAUGCCAUACAUUUCUAGCGACUAUCCUUGUGUACUGAUGAUUGCCAUCUCAAAUGCAAUUUUUACUGGAAACGGAAUCCGUGUGAACCGAAAUGGCAAAUCGAUAGAACUCAAAGGAACUCGUAGAAUCAAGCAUUUUGCCACCUUGUAUUCGAUAGGUGCAUCACAAUCAGUUGGGUUCCAUUACACAGUUUCGGCGCAUGAAGAUUGCGAAACAUAAUAACGACAGAUCUAACUUUGAGACGCAAAUAGUGCGGGGCAAACCAAUCCUCCAAAGAAUUUAGAAAUUCCACUGGAUAAUUCACGGCGUCGUCUUUUGAAUUUUCCAGUUUAAGUCAACAACAUCGGUAUUUUUGGCAGCUAACAUUGCGCGUGCACUUAAGGAAUCGCAGUUACGAAAAUUUGGCUAAUGUUCGGAUAAACAUUCGUGAUGAGUUCAUCUGUCGUGAAUCGAUAAACGGCAGAUGGAAUUGAUAUCAAACCAACGGAAGUAUCAGCCGGAAUUGAUCCCUUUCCAAUUUUUAGUGAAGACGAUGUAAAAUGUCUUCGGCAAUGUCAUUUUUGUUCGUAUCCCAUAAUAGAUAUGUCGAUAUGUCGAAAUGAUUAUCGCGAAAAGUCCGCGAACUUCAUUUGCAUUCCAGUGCUUAUCAUUUUCCAGCAAUUGUAAUUGCUGGCUUGCUUUUCAAAAAGUUGCACACACCGUAUCAGUAUGCAAUGACUCAAAUGAAGUGGAACCGCGCACAUUAAUCAAUAGCAACCGAAGGUAGAAACAAUCGUCAUUUUUCGGAUGGAUUGUGUAAAUUCUUCCUAAUGUAUUAGUUGAUAACACACCUGGAUGUCCAUCUACUGGUUGGCCUUGCUUUCUGUGUUAAAAUACAAUCGAUUAAAAUUAUAAAGCAAUUUUGAGACUCGUAUAGUCAAGUUGCAUUACACAACACAUUCCCAGCAACAAUAAAUAUAUACUGCGACAUCACAUUUUUAUCUAAUUGUGAUUUAUGGUUGAUAUAUCAAUAGUUUUUAUACUAUUCAUAUUAUCAUCUUUUCAAUCAUCAGGUAAAGUUCGUACGAAAAUUUACACAGGCACAUAAAUCGCAACUUCUGUGAGCUAUAAGUACGCAUAUUUAGAUAUGGCAGCAACACAAGCAAAUCUUAAACUGCUUUCGCCAACUGCAAAUGUUUGCUCCUCAAACCUGUUGUCCAUAAAAGCCACAUCUGUAUCUUCAACAACAACUAUGAUGCCCGCGCCCGUAUCUACAAAUAUUAAUAUACUAUCUGCGCCUUCUAGAGCAUCUUCUCAGCUACCCUUCAAUAGCCUAGUUUCAGUAGAGCGGUCACAACAACAUGAUGCAGAUGAAGAUCAGCGAACAUUACAACUAGCUUGGGAAUUAUCAGUCGGUAGUGUAAAUGAAUUGGCCACAGAACGACCAUCGUUAAGUUCUUUUAACAACCGUAAAAAAUCCAAUAAUGCAAUUAAUCAACACGAACUAGCACACCAACAAAUAAUUGCAAACUCGCAACAUGAACAGCUGAAUCAAAAAGUUGAUAUUGUUACAAAUAAAAGUAUUCAGCCUACUGUUUCUGCUGUUGCCGCCAAUGGUUUUAGUCAAAUUAAUAUAAAUGGUUUAACAAGUAGAAAUAGUAGUACAUCAUUUAAUAAUAUUUCGAUGCCAACGCUACUAUUACCACCUACAAUAGACGAUCGUUCUAAGAGAUCCCAAAAUAUGACAGAAUGUGUGCCAGUGCCCAGCUCCGAACACGUUGCCGAAAUAGUAGGACGUCAAGGUUGUAAAAUCAAAGCUCUUCGCGCAAAGACGAAUACUUACAUAAAAACGCCAGUACGUGGUGAAGAACCAGUCUUUGUAGUUACUGGUCGUAAGGAAGACGUAGCGAAAGCCAAGCGAGAAAUAUUAUCUGCGGCAGAACAUUUUAGCUUAAUACGUGCUACACGCAAGCCAUUAAUCGACAACAGCUGUGAAAUAGUUAAUGAUAGUGUGGAUGGAAAUAAUUAUGGAUCAAAUGACUUUAGGAAGGUACCGCCCGGCCCACAGUCUAUACCAGGUCAGGUGACCAAACAGGUCAGAGUGCCCUAUCGAGUUGUUGGUUUAGUGGUAGGUCCCAAAGGCGCAACUAUUAAACAUAUUCAGCAUCAGACACAGACGUAUAUUGUUACACCAUCUCGUGAUAAAGAACCAAUAUUUGAAGUGACUGGUUUGCCUGACAACGUUGAAUCAGCUCGAAAACAAAUUGAAGCUCAUAUUGCUCUUCGCACUGGAACUUUAUCCACGUGUGGUGGGAAUAACAACAGUUCGGUUAUACUGUCAGGUUCGACAAAUGAUGUACUAGCCGUUCACAGCUUGAAUCUUUUAAGCCAAAUCCUAAAUGACCCCUCAAUAGAUUCCGAUUUACUUAUGUCUCUUUAUAAAGCCGAUCGCAUGCGAAAUACGCUUGAAUGCGAAGAAGAAAUAGGUUCUAAAGUGUCAGAAACGCCAUAUACAAAUAAAAUAAAUUUUAAUAUCAACUGCUUGGAAAAUAAUUCCAUAGAUAAACAGUCUUAUAUGAAACUUUUACAGGCUGAUAAUAUACAGUUCCAAAAUUUUAACUGGACACACCAAAUUCCUGAUUACAUAAAUUAUUCAACUAAUAAUGCUAAUUUGAAGAAAGCAAGUGAGUCUAGCAUCCUUACAAAUGUGGAUCAUCUUACUCAUCAAUCAUCUCUGCAAAAGCAGCACAACAUGUUUACACCGUCACAGUCUAUUUCUAGUGUAAACCAUCAGUUGCAACCUUCACAAAAGAAUCAGCCAAUGCUUUUUGGCAACCUUGGUUGUUAUAUACAAACAAUUAAUAUUGCAAACAAUUCUACUGCUUCAAAUAAUACGAGUACAAGUGGUUUGACUCAUAUUAAGUAUAGUAACUCGAAUACACAAAACACUAGUGUAUUGACUGGUAUGGCCCGGUCUUGUUCAUCGGCUUCAUCAACUGCGUCAUCCAAAAGUGCAAAUAACAGUGGUUGUGGUAGUAGCAGCCGACCAGAACUUAUUAAUAUUUGGAAAAGUUUAGGUGAUUCCCUUGAUAAGGAUGAAGGAAUCGGAGAUUCUCCAAAUAUUUGGACUUUACCUCCGCCAUUGGCAACAUUAACAGGGUCUCAUUGUUCCCCGUCAACAUCAAUAAGUCCGACUGAUUCACUUUUGGGCGAUAUUUCUACACAAACCCACCUUAACAACAUUGGAAUGAAUAACAUAAUAAACGAAUCACAUCACGAGACAGAUAAUAUUAAAAAUGUAUUACAGGAACCCCAAUUUAAAAGUAAGGAUGUAAUAGAACGUCCAGUUAACAAUUCGGCAAAUCAACGACGAGAUUGUUUGAUCUGUAAGAGUAAGAAAAUAACUGCUGUUUUGGUUCCAUGCGGUCACAAUAUGUUCUGUAUGGAAUGUGCCAAUUGCAUUUGCGAACUAGGGGAUGCAGUUUGUCCCGUUUGCAGUUUAAGCGUUUAUCAUGCUAUGCGUAUACUAGCAUAAGAAUGUACACGCAGAAAAACAGUAAGUAAGAAUAAUUAGAUUAAUUCAAAUAUUUAUUAAAAUUAUAUGUGACCUAUUAAAAUCUAUAAAUUAUUAAGAGCGAUUCCCUUUACGAAUCUCAAUAAAUUAUGUCAAUUGAUACAGUUAUGCAUUUAUGGUACAUAACCAAGUACGGCAUCGUACAUACAUAGGAAAAAUUAACUGUAAUUGAAUGACCCAAUAAAUAAUUUCCUACAUAAUAAUUAAUCUAUACAAAUUAUUAGACAUUUUAAUAAUAUACUAGAAUUUGUACGCGUUUGAAUAACGACACUUAAAAGUAUAUUUUUGUAUUUGAAAUUAUAUUUUUAUGUAAAGUAUAAGGCUCCUGUAUGUAUCAGUUAAUAGUAUUAUAUGAAAAAAUAAUAUACCCAUCAUGCAUGAACAAACACACAGUAAUCAAUAAAAAGUUACAAGUUUUGUAUGAGAAAUUAAGGUGCGAGGUCGAAAAUUUUGUCAAACAUAAUUGAGAAUCUCUUACACAUAAAUAAAUAAGAAAGUCGUAGACACUUAUCGUACAAUUUUAAGUCUAGUUGUAUUUAUGAUUUUACUUAUGUAGAAUAUGUAUAAAAAUAUAUAUCCAAAUAUAAAUUAACAAAACGA
This is a messenger RNA of Bactrocera dorsalis (oriental fruit fly), 4422 nucleotides long. RefSeq names its product RNA-binding protein MEX3B. Gene Ontology annotation, molecular function: RNA binding. Lineage: Eukaryota; Metazoa; Arthropoda; Insecta; Diptera; Tephritidae. The record is from RefSeq and is a predicted model, not a curated record. Bases 1396 to 3783 code for a protein of 795 amino acids. The transcript has 4 exons.